UCCUUUCCCAUUUUUGUUUUUUGUAUCAUUGCUUGCAAAUGUUAGAAUGUGAUUUUGAUGUUACAUAGAAGUUUUGUUAAUACAGGUUUUAUCUAGCUUUAUUAAGACGAAGAGCUAGAUUCCUAUGGUUUGUUACUAUACGUUUUUUAGCAGAAAUUUUCACAUCAAUACGAAGCAUGCAUUUAAUACUAAGCAGUAGUCUUUGGUUACGUUUGUGAGACAAAACAGAUGAGAUGAGAAAGAAGAAGCCCUUUUCCUCUGAAUCUUGAAUUAGAAUUUUUUUUUAAAGCCUUCAAUUCUUAUUUUUGUCACUGUCUUCCCAUUUAACCUUGGACAGAUGACUUUAUCAUCUUUCUCCUACUCACUUUAUCACCUAAGAUUUCCUGUAAUAUUCUAAGAACUGGUGAGGUUGUUUAUGAAUUAGUCUGAACAGUAUUGGAAGAAAAACUGACAAUAGUCUGUUCUUGUUCUUCAGGGACGCUGUAUCUUUCAUGUUUGGAUCCUUUUUCUUAUGUCACUUUUUUUCCUUUUGUUUGGUGUCUGUUGGUCAUUUGUCUUUCACUAGAAAUAGUGUUGGUUCUUGAAGAAAGGUAUGGUCAAAAUAAUUUCAUUUUUGUGGAAAAUGCAUUACGAUGGAGGUCACAACUUGAAGUUUCUAGAUUUGAUGAAUUUCUCUUCAGUAAUAGUCUAUUCCGCAGUUCUACAAAUAAUUGAGAAAGAGCUGUGUGAUGUUUAAAACAAGAGAACAGCAAUUUACAAGUCUAAAGCAAAGGAAUUGUCAGUUUCACAAAUACUCCUAAAUAGAAUUAUUUUCACUUUAAAAUUUGAACACAUUGAAUCAAAGCAGUUAGAUUUUAGAUGUUUUAUUAUUUUGUCAGAAAAGGGUUUAUGCAUCAUGCUUUCCUUAAGGCAUAAUUAUAUUGUCCCUGUUUUGACUCCCCCCCUCCCCCUGUGGGCUAGUGCUUCAAUUGGAAAAAAAAAGUUCCUAAGAAAUGAUAGUAAUUAAAAUAUGUUAUAACUUGAUAUUAACAUUCCGAGGGUGGUAUUAUCUUGGGAAAGAGUAUGGGCUAGAGACAGAAGAUCAGAAUUUUAGAUCUAACUUUGCUUGCUGUUCAUUAGAUCUGUGACUUUACUGAUAACUCUUCCUGGGCUUCAGAUCUCUUGCAACUGUUAAAUGAGAAGUUUGGAAUAGAAAUCUCUGGUUUUCUCUAGGUCCUACAUUUAACGAUUUGUAUUUUUAGUUAGGUGUCAUUUUGUUGUAUUCAUGAUGAUCAAAUCCCUGUAAGAAAUGCUGUACUAAGAGUAUAAAUUUCUUUAUGCUUUAAUAGCCCACAUAUGGUACUAAAAAUGAAACUUUUUAUUACUCCUGGUGAGAUUCUUUAAUAUCAACCUGAACGAUUUGUUUUUCUUUCAGAAAUCGAUAAUCAUUGUUUGUUGAAAGUCCAGAAUUGCAUUGAAUGUCUUAUACCUCUGUUUUUUCUUUCCUGUAUCCGACAGAUUUUUGGUAACAGCUGGCCCAGGUUUCCACUGGUGCUUGAUUUGUACCAUUGCGUGAGGAGUGAGCUACAAAAUGUUUAAAAACAAAUACUAAGCUGAACCUAAAUUUUAAUAGAGGAAGUGGUUUAAAAAUAUAUGUUAAAGGCAAAACACAUCCAUGGUGUUAGAGGUUUUGAAGAAAUUGUUUGACUUUGUACCAGUGUGUUGCUGUAGGUAACAAGAUGCACAGUAAGAUCAGAUUGUGGUUGAUAGAAGUUUUCACAUAGGCUUCUAGUUUGCGAUUCUUAUUAUGUUUCUAAGAAAUUUGGUACAUGAGUAGAGGUAUCAGAGAAAAAUGUUUAUAAAAACAGCAAGAUGACUCAUUACAGCCAUUUUCUACGUUGAUGAGGAAAAGGCAAUUCUGCCUUAUUACAAGGGAUGUUCUCAGUGCGACCUGGGAACUCUUCAAUUAAAUAGUAUAGUAAAACACACUAAUUUUUUUUUAAAUAUCUAAUUGUGUCUUCUAGGCCUUCCUUGAAGUUUCCCAUGUCUCAAUGGACUCCUGUAUAUAGCGAGCUUUCUACCUUAAAAGUGGAUAUGAAGAGUGAGAUUCCUUCUGAUGCGCCAAAGACACCGGAGAGUCUGAAAGGGAUCCUCUUGCAUCCAGAGCCCAUCGGGGCAGCCAAACGUUUUCCUGCAGAAGUUGAGAUGAUUAAUAGUAAAGUGGGGAAUGAAUUCACUCACUUGUGUGAUGAUUCUCAAAAACAAGAGAAGGACAUGAAUGGUAACCACCCUGAGCCAGAGAAAAGCGUUGUUGUAAGGAAAAAACGCAAAGGCCAGCAGGCUGGCCCUUCGUACGUGCAGAAUUGUGUUAAAGACAACCAGGGAAUAUUAGGAUUGCGACAGCACCUGCAAACACCAAGUGAGGAAGAGAAUGAUUCCUCCUUUAGUGAUUGUCUCUCCUCCCCUUCGUCUAGUCUGCAUUUUGGAGAUUCUGAUACUGUGACUUCGGAUGAGGACAGGGAAGUCUCAGGAAGACAUUCCCAGGCAGUUUUGAGUGCUAAAAGUAGAACUCACAGUGCACGGUCCCAAAAGUGGCCUCGGACUGAGACAGAAUCUGUAUCAGGAUUGUUAAUGAAAAGACCCUGUUUUCAUAGCAGUUCAUUAAGGAGACUUCCGUGCAGAAAGAGAUUUGUGAAAACUAGUUCCUCACAGAGGACACAGAAACAGAGAGAGAGGAUCUUAAUGCAGAGGAAGAAGCGAGAGGUGCUGGCCCGGAGGAAGUAUGCCCUGCUCCCCACUUCUAGUAGUUCCAGUGAGAAUGACCUCAGUAGUGAGGCUUCUUCCAGCUCCUCCACUGAAGGAGAGGAAGAUCUGUUUGUUUCUACCAGUGAGAACCACCAAAACAAUCCCGCUGUUCCCUCAGGAAGUAUUGAUGAAGAUGUUGUGGUGAUAGAAGCUUCCUCCACUCCUCAGGUUGCUGCCAAUGAAGAAAUUAAUGUUACCUCAACUGACAGUGAAGUGGAGAUUGUAACAGUUGGUGAAAGCUAUCGGUCUCGUUCAACCCUUGGACACUCCAGAUCUCACUGGAGCCAAGGUUCCAGUUCUCAUGCCAGUCGGCCCCAGGAGCCGCGGAGCCGCAGCAGGAUUUCCACUGUCAUACAGCCCUUGAGGCAGAGCGCAGCGGAAGUUGUGGACCUAACUGUUGAUGAAGAUGAGCCUACUGUAGUACCAACCACUUCUUCUAGAAUGGAAUCACAAACUACAAGCGCUUCCAUGAACAAUUCAAAUCCAUCUACCUCUGAGCAGACCUCUGAUACUGCUUCAGCUGUCACCAGUAGCCAGCCUUCCACAGUGUCAGAGACUUCAGCUCCUAUUACAAGCAAUACUACCACUGGUACUUCUAUAGGAGAUGACUCAAGGAGAAGCGUGUCGAGCGCGGUAGCGGAAACUGGCCCCCCUGCGAUGCCGCGGCUGCCUUCCUGCUGUCCCCAGCACUCGCCGUGUGGAGGACCCUCCCAGAGCCACCAUGCACUAGCACAUCCACACACCAGCUGCUUUCAGCAGCACGGCCACCACUUUCAGCCCCACCACCACCACCACCACCAUCCUGCUCACCCAGCUGUCCCGGUUUCUCCUUCCUUCAGCGACCCUGCUUGCCUUGUGGACAGACCUCCACAAGUGCAAGCACCUUGUGGAGCAAAUAGUAGUUCUGGUAGCAGCUACCAUGACCAGCAGGCGUUGCCAGUGGACCUGAGCAGCAGUGGUAUCAGAAGUCAUGGAAGCAGUGGUUUUCACGGAGCAUCUGCGUUUGACCCCUGCUGCCCUGUUUCUUCUUCCCGAGCUGCAAUCUUUAGCCAUCAGGCUGCUGCCGCCGCCCCGAGUCAACCAUUAUCAAUAGACAGCUAUGGAUCGAGCAUGGUUGCGCAGCCCCAGCCCCAGCCCCCUCCACAAGCCUCGCUCUCAUCAUGUCGACAUUAUAUGCCACCUCCUUAUGCGUCUUUGACAAGACCACUUCAUCAUCAAGCCUCUGCCUGCCCCCACUCUCAUGGAAACCCCCCUCCUCAGACUCAGCCUCCACCUCCAGUGGAUUAUGUCAUCCCUCACCCUGUGCAUGCUUUCCAUUCUCAGAUACCUUCUCACGCAACAUCUCACCCUGUGGCACCCCCGCCCCCAACUCAUGUAGCCAGUGCGGCCGCGCCAGUCCCUCAGCACCUUGCUCCUGGGCACCAGCCGGUUUCCCACCACAUCCCCGCUACAGCGCCUCCGGCACAGAGACUGCAUCCUCCUGGGCACCAGCCGGUUUCCCACCAUAUCCCAGCAACGGCGCCUCCGGCACAGAGACUGCAUCCUCAUGAAGUGAUGCAAAGGAUGGAAGUUCAGAGGAGGAGGAUGAUGCAGCAUCCAACGCGGGCACAUGAACGCCCCCCACCCCACCCACACAGGAUGCACCCAAACUAUGGUCACGGGCAUCAUAUUCAUGUGCCUCAGACUAUGUCCUCACAUCCUCGACAGGCUCCAGAGAGAUCUGCCUGGGAGCUGGGAAUUGAAGCUGGAGUGACUGCAGCCACUUACACGCCUGGUGCAUUGCACCCUCACUUGGCCCACUACCACGCACCGCCUCGACUUCAUCACUUACAGUUGGGAGCGCUUCCUUUAAUGGUUCCUGACAUGGCAGGCUAUCCACACAUCCGUUACAUAUCAUCGGGACUGGAUGGAACGUCGUUCAGAGGUCCUUUCAGGGGCAACUUUGAGGAACUGAUUCAUUUGGAAGAAAGAUUGGGGAACGUCAAUCGUGGAGCAUCCCAGGGGACAAUUGAAAGAUGUACAUAUCCACAUAAAUACAAAAAGAGGAAACUGCACUGCAAACAAGAUGGGGAAGAAGGGACUGAGGAAGAUACAGAGGAAAAGUGCACUAUCUGUUUGUCUAUUUUAGAAGAAGGUGAAGACGUGAGGCGCCUUCCGUGUAUGCACCUUUUCCACCAAGUCUGUGUUGACCAGUGGUUGAUCACCAACAAGAAGUGCCCCAUAUGCAGAGUGGACAUUGAGGCCCAGCUGCCAAGUGAAAGUUGACACCAUGUCUCAGAACUCUUGCCCUCCCUCUCCUUCCCGUACUUCCUGGUACUGCAGUCAACCAAAGAUGGCAUGACUUACCUGCGCAGAUUUGGAAGCAUUGAACUUAGAGUGCUGGCUCUGCUAUAUGGUACAACUGAUGCUAGACCCACAGUUAAUGUAUACAGUUGAUUUUGAUGUAUUUAUAAAAGCUUUUUUUUUCCUAGAUUUGACAUUUUUCCUGUAUCAUUUUACUGUAUUUUUGCAUGAUUCCUUGUAUUGCAUUUCUUUGCACAUAUUAUGGGCUUGUGACCCUAAACUUGCAGGCAAGAUUAGCUGCUUUAGUAAGUAGGAUUGUGUGGUCUUUUUUUUACCUAGUACCAGGCCUUGAGAAUAACGAUUUUUUUAUCCAUUACUAACCUUCCUUUAAUUUAAUCAAUCAUGUGCUUUAGUUUAAUGUAUAAAGAUCCUCUAGAAAAUGAUAAUAUUGUGUAUUAAGACAUUCCUUAAUUAGGACAAAAUGGCUGCUGUAUAUUUCCAAUAUGGAGCUCUGAGUUUAAAUAUCAUCCUUAGUACUGGGAACAGAAUACAAACCAUAUUCAAUCAGAUGCAGGUGGUAUUCACAUCACCAGAGUGAUCAAUAUGAAUUUUCUUGGUGUAUCCUUUUCCUUUCAGCACAGUACAGAUAGAGUUGAAUAUUGACAUCAUGCGUUUAAGACUGCUGUUCUGAUUGUAUUUAUCGUUUUCCUGCAUCAUUUGGAAAUUUAUUUCCCUGACUCAGUUUUUGCUGCUGUGAAACAGCUCUAAUGGACACUAAAGAUUAAUUUCAAUUAGCUGGAUUGUACAUACUUGCAGAUUUAACAAAACUUUAGGGAAAUUAAAGAAGACAUGUAGAAUAUUGUUCAGUCUUCUGCUAAGCGCAUAUAGUUAAGAUAUCUGCUCACAUUGAUUCUGUAAACACAUUCAGUCCAGGUUUAGAACUGCAGUCAGUGGCAGGUAUCUGUGCAUUCAUAGAACAUCGAAAGGUCCCAGGAUCACUUGAAGGGAUUUUGGUUAGUUUAACGAUAAAUAAAGUCAGCUGAAUCUACAUGUCUCUUGUUUUAUUUCUCUCUAAACUUGAAAAACAGUAAAUCUGCAGAUACUGUGAGGUACAAAUUAUACUGUCAACCUACUGUUGCUCUGGUUAUAGCCGCCCACUUCACACAUUACCAAGAGUCGAUCACUGAUUUAAAAUUUUUAAUUUCUAUAGUUAAGAUUUACUGCAUAAUAUAGAAUAUAAAGUUAAUGUACUAACACUUCUCCUUUGGAGAAAGUUUUAAUCCACUUCAGGAUGCAUAUUAUUAUCAAGAUACUUUCAUACACAGGAUAGCCUAAUUUUAUUUGUUCAGAUAUGCUUACUAUGCUCCAGCUUGCAGAUGCAUCCAGUCAGUAAUAUCACUGUCUGUCUGUGGAAGCCAUGUUCCCACGGAUCAUAUGUGAAGAUGUCAGUAAGCUUGCAUUAAGCCACCUGCUUUGUAAGUGGAUUGCUUAAUAAAUAACUUCUAUUUCUAU
Messenger RNA from Trichechus manatus latirostris (Florida manatee), 6579 nucleotides. RefSeq names its product ring finger protein 111 (gene RNF111). Lineage: Eukaryota; Metazoa; Chordata; Mammalia; Sirenia; Trichechidae. The transcript has 15 exons. Gene Ontology annotation, biological process: ubiquitin-dependent protein catabolic process. Gene Ontology annotation, molecular function: ubiquitin protein ligase activity. The record is from RefSeq and is a predicted model, not a curated record. The coding region runs from base 2023 to 5049 and encodes 1008 amino acids.